This is a messenger RNA of Perca fluviatilis (European perch), 5929 nucleotides long. It is a transcript of the gene tprn, whose product is annotated as taperin. The coding region runs from base 205 to 2805 and encodes 866 amino acids. The record is from RefSeq and is a predicted model, not a curated record. Lineage: Eukaryota; Metazoa; Chordata; Actinopteri; Perciformes; Percidae. Gene Ontology annotation, molecular function: phosphatase binding. The transcript is spliced from 4 exons.
UGGGGAGAGAGGCAGUCAGAGUGAGAAAGCAGAGGAAGAGGAGGGAGGAAAAAAAAUAGACGAUAGGGAUGUGUUUGAGUGUGCGGUGAACAGUGCUGCAGGUAGGCUACAGUCAGAGCCCAAUACAGGCACCGGACCGCGGCAAAAACCGCCUCAGAGCCUGCCUCUCUCUCCUCUUCAUCCCCUCUAAACAGCCACUCCGCAAUGUCUGGCGGAGGAGAGGUACGCGUCCUCCGCCAAGAGCCUGGGCAAGAGAGCCCGAGGAUGCCGGCCUGGAAGCGAGAGAUCCUGGAGAGGAGGAAGGCGAAGGGCGGCGGGUCUGGAGGAGCCGGUGCCGCGGAGACAACAAGCCCCGGCGGUGCGGGUUCGCAGCGGGCUAACGGCGAGACGACGGGAAAUGUGAACGGCAGCAGCAGCGGCAGCAGCAGCGGACCCAAGAGAGACAGCGGACCGAGCGGUGGGUCCGGGCGGAGCUACACCAUCACCACAGCCAGUCAACACUUCACGAACAACAAAGAGCCACGGCCGACGGACGCGGAGAGGACGACGCCGAGGGAGGACGACAGACACGAGAGCCUGGUGCUACAGGAAAGCCUCGGCCCGCUGGACGAGAACCCGUUCAUUAAACUGGAGAAGGAGCGGAGGCGGCGACAGGACCGAGAUAACGCUUCUCGUCCUGUCCAGCACAUCCUGGAGCUGUAUGGCAGUGUACCCGGUAUACGGACUAUCCGCGCAGACAAUAUUAUCAUAAUUGAGUCUGACCCGGAUUACUUUCCGGAAGCCGGUGGGGUAAACACCGGGUCCAAGUGGCAGCAGAACGGCGUCACUAGUUACAGCUCUCUGAACGACCUCCUGGACCGGAGAGGGAGUGCUGUUACUGAGAUAAGAGCCAAGGAAGUGGUCAUUUACGACACCACGUUAAGCAAGAGCGAGGAGAACUUGAGCACCCUGGGCCGCCCUGAUCACGAGGCCUCAUCAUAUGAGACAGGUGAGGGCCAGGGCAGGGUUAGCCGGAUGCUGCAGAAGUUUGACAGCAACUACGGGAAGCUGCAGAAGAAGUCCCACAGCACAGAGAACCUGCUGGACCUGGAUUGUAGUGCCAGCAGCAGGCCACGACUCUGGUCCAGGCCACAGCCAGAUCUGGUGCCAAAGGCCAGGCCAGGCCCGUCGCUCAGCAGCCCGGGCAGCAGCCAGCCAUCGUCUCCUGUCUUCCAGAGUCCCUUGUCUUCCAAACCAACGCCACAGCCUGUUGUCUCUGAGCUGGGCAGCCCCCAACGCUCCGCCGGGACCCCUCAGCCUCUCUUUUCCUUCCGUCAGCGGUUUGAAGAGAGCGGAGGCCAUGGUGCAGCUGUCCCCCCAGGGGAUGAGCCAGACAGGGUGCAAACCAAGCCCGUCAGAGAGAGAGACUGGGAAAGCUCUGAGGUGCCACCCAAACCCAAGGUGCCAUGCUCUCCAGAGACCCGGCGCGUCCGUGCCGAGCCCCCCUCGAGCCCCAUCUCGUUCAAGGUGUCGCGCUCCUCUUCUGACUUUGAGAUCCGUCCCUCACCGAAGCCGGACCUCACCCGAAUUCCUGACGGGGACACCCAGGCACGGGCCCUCGCAAACCUGCGCCUGCAGUCCCGCAACUCCUUCACAGUGAUCCCCAAGCGCCGUGUUGCUCCCUCAUCUGCAACAGGCAGCCCAGCACCGCCCAGCCCCAUCAAGUCUUCCCCUUCCCACAGAGUGGCAGAGGUGCCCACGCCAGGAGUGCCAACCUCCCACGCCCCUACGCCCACCUUGACACCCUCCAAGAGGAAUGAGGAGAAAGCACAGGAAAAGGAGUUCGAGAGGCCGAUGAGGCUCUCCCAGCCUGAACCGUCUCCUUCUGUCGCCACAAGUCCUGCGCCUCGUCCGACCUCAGAACCUGUGUCUCCAUCCCCUGCUCUAACCCCAGCUGCUUACUCUCCCCCCGCUCUGCCUUCCCCCCCCUCUUCUCCGGCUGUCCCAUCUUCACCUUCCUUCUCUCCGGUUCCUUCAGACUCUCCAGCCCCGUCUGCUGUCCCUUCUGCCCCGUCCACGGCUCCAGAACAACCCCCCGUGGACCAGCUGCCCGUAACAAACAUAGACGACAUUGAAGUGGAACCCCAGCAGCGUGUCUCUGCCCCCAGCCCCAUGGCGCAGAGGAGAAAGGGGAACACCUUCACCGUGGUCCCUAAACGUAGGUUGGAGGCCGAGGGCCAGCCAAGCUCACCCGAGCCCCAGCAGGAAGCGCCAAGUGAGCCGCCACCGGGGUCCACGCCCCCACAGGCCCCGUACGCUCAGCUGGGCUCCCUGCUGAAGAAACGCUACCCCGCUGCAGAGGAGAUCGAGGUCAUCGGUGGUUACCUUUCCCUCGCAAAGUCCUGCCUCUCCAAGACGGGCUCCACGGGCAAGAAGCUUAAGAUCUCAUUCAACGAGUCGAGUCUCCACAGUACGUACGAGUAUCCGUCAGAGAGCAGCGCGUGGGACAGCGGGGACGAGGACGAGGACGAGAAACUGGACGAAAAGCUGGCGGACGAACAGCCGAGCAUGGUGGGACGCAUCCACAUCCCCCGACCCAGUUUUACCGGCUCGCCCACGCACACGAGCAACAGUAACGACCUUUCCAGCUACAUUCCCAAGCACUCUGUGGACUUCAGCGCCUGGCAGGAGCACAAACAUGACGACAGCGUUUACCAGGAGGACGCCACUUCCCAACACACACCGAUGACAGAGGAAGUUAUGCUCACACCUGCAGACAGCUCCUCCCUGUCGGACUACAGCAGCGAGCCCGCUCUUUACUUCUGAUCAGAGGGACCAAUCAGCUGUACCGUAGCACCCCCCUCCCCCCUCCCUCCGUGGGACCAGCCGCCUGCAGCCAGAGCCCAGCCUGACCUGCCUCCAGCUCUACACUCCAGCCGUCUCCAAGCACAUCUUCCUGCUCAGACAGGAAACACAGUAUUUAGUCUGCUUUUUGGGGGUUUUUUUUGGGCUGAUCUCCUGCCACGGAGCCCACCACCCACCUUAUCUACCGCAUAUCACAGCAGAUGAGCUUUUUUUUGCCAGGUGGUCCAUUCCAAACCUUCUUUUCUGACCUGCCGCAAAGAAUCCAAAAGCAGCUGGACUGUGUUUGCCCUUACCAUCCUGGACAGUUGAUCUGUCAGCCUCCCUCCCUCCCUCCCUCCCUCCCUCCCUCGCCCUCACUGACAACAUAUCAGACAGAAUCCAAUCAAUUGUCAAAAUCUAGAGAGACGUCUGCCUUCCUUCGCCAGACUGGAAGAAAUUCACGUCCCCCCUAUCCCCCCCAUCCCUCCUGUGAUUCUCAUGCUUCCGACUUCAACAUUUGCUUCAGGUUUUUUUUUUUUUUUUUGGGGGGGGGAGGGGGAGAUGUUGACCAAACUCCUUUUUAAAAGAACAGGAAGCCGCCAGUGCCCGCGCGUAGGUAACGCCACGGUGACAGUGGUUCAGUGUUAGCAUGGAAACAUGUGAUUUAAGGACGUCCAAAAAAACCCACGUAGGCUUUGUGGAGGACAGUGUCUGCUUGUGUCCAUCGCUGGCACACUCAAACAAACACAAAAAAAAUGAUGAAAGGGUGCCACAAUUGUAGUUUCUUUCUUUUUUUUUUGUACCUGCAUGUUUAGAUUUCUCUUUUUACUGUAAAGCUUCUGUAUGCCUUUUUUCAUUUUUUUUUGUAUGUUUCCUGGCAAACCUCUGCCUGUAUUAAAGCUGCUGGAUGUUCAGUAGAAGAGUGUCAACAGCAAGCAAACUUCAACACACACCUUCCCUUCUUGGUGACAAAGGGAGGGGAGGGGGGGGGGGAUAUAUAUGCACCCCAGGGGGGUCAUUUCUGUCAGUCAGUCAGUCAGCAACUGAUUCUGAUAACCCGCUUGAAAAAAAGUGACCUUGGCCAAUGUCUGUACGUCCAUAUUGCUGGUGACAAAGAAAAACUCACCCUACUGUAGAAUGUCUCUGUGUAUGCUCUAUCAAGGUGGUUGUGUGUCCCGUUUUAUCGAAAGCUGUCAGCUGUCGCCUUUUUGUAGUCUGGCUCCUUGUGUAUUUAUUCCUGCUUAAAUUUGAAGUUUGCAUGUCUGAGACCUGCUCAUGUACAAACCCCCCCCCCCCCGUUUUUUGUAGAGACACAUUCAUUUUGCUGGUAUGGAAGGAAGCGGACGUGUUUUUUGCGUGUUGUUGUUUUCCAGUCGGACCUCAUGUACUUUGACAUUCCACGAAGAGAAAGAAGCCGGUCCAUGGAAGUAACCAGGGCAGAACAACCAUUAAUGAUCAUUCAUAAUGUGGCAUGUUUGUGAGAGCGAAUGCAAGAUUGUGUGUUUUUUGAAAGAAGAUGUAAUGUUUUUUUUUUGUUGUUUUUAAUUAAGAUUGUUUUAUAUACAAGAAUGCACCAAGUUUUCCAGAUUUUCUUUUUUUUUUUAAACUCCUAAUGCCAAGUGAUUAAAGUGUUGCUGUAACAGCCUCACGUUCAUUCUUGACACCCCCCCCCCCCGGGGAUCGAACCCUUCGGCCAGUAUUGUUGUACAGUUUCCACCAUAUUUUUCAUAAGUACAUGAGAUUUAUUUCUUACUCCUGUCAUUUAUUUUUCGUUUCGUUUCUCCAAUCAGAUGAAAUGUGUUUCAGCAUCGAGGUUGGACUUUUUUUGCUGUUAGCAGACGGGACGUUUUUGUCCUCGUCUGAUGAAUUUAGGAAUUCUCCGUUUCGUCUGGAGUCUUGGAUGUUUAAUGUCUUUUUGCACUGUCUGGCUUUUAGCUUCAUUUUGCACCUCAUGAGAAGCAACAGAGUAGGCAACGGAGGAUACAGUGCACUUAAAAAGAACAAGUCUAGUCGAAGAGUUUUGUAGCCACUAUUGACACACACACUAUUAUUACACAACCAUUGAUUGUAUGUCAGAUAUGAUGUAUGAGACAGGAUUUGGAGCUCUUGGUUGGCGGAUUAACACUUUUUUUAGACUGCAGGUAUUGAUUUUUUUUGGAAUAGAACUCUUCAAUUGUACAUGGUGAAUGCACUGCCGAUUAAUGCCAUGUCCACUGUUUUUAAUCAGUUUGCCACAGCCUUGCAUCAAAACUCUUAUGAUUGUCGGCCUGGUCGGCCACAAACUGUAUCCCAAGUGUAUAGUUUUCCACACAGGUCCAGGUCCUCAUAUUUGGCCUGAAAUUAACCCCACAAACCCCCCCUCAAGUCCUUGUUUUUUUUUGGGUCGUGGUUAUAGGUCAGUUCAGAAUGAUGUAGCCUACAGUAGCUUUCGAGGACCCCACCAGUGAUUUAGCGUGUUUUUUAGCCCAUUUAGUGCGACUCACAACUAGUUUUGCAAACCGUGCUACUGUGGUUUCGGAGUCUGAAUAUAUUUUUGAACUAUUCCAGAUGUCCAUUCGGUUUCCACUCAGUUUCAUAUGGUAUAGAAGUCUACUAGAAGACUGGUUCUCGACAUCACAGUGAAUGCAUUAUGGUUGCAUCGUCGUGCAGUUAGCGCUGGGUAUCAUUUCAGACACCUAUGUUGCCACACCCAAAUUAUAAUUUUUUGAUGCUUUUCUCUAACACUUUUUUUUUGUCUACACUUAGUUGAAAACUGGACAUUUCAAUCAUAUGGUCUGAAAAGAAACCAGAUUAGGAAUCUGAGCAAGCGUUCCGUACUCCAUACUUGGCGCUACAGACCCAUUUCAGUCAGCACCAAAUAUCCAGCCCUAUUACAUGCAGUGCAGACAUUUGAAAUCAAUCUGCACAUAAACGACAUUACCACACAUUAUCAUCAUGUAGGGUAAACGGAAACUGACAAGAACGCAGACCUUGACGCGCACUGCGAUGGCAUUACGCAACUCAACAGUUGACUAAAGACACUUCCAUAGCAUGAGGAAAUGAAUGGAAACCAAUGGCUGCUUGAAAAAGCAUAAACAAGUCGACAAAAAAAUAAAAAUAAGUGAAG